AUGGACCUUUCCUCCGCUCGUCCUCUCAAAGUCUACGUCGUGCCAUAUCCAGGACCAGGCCACAUGGUUCCUCUCUGCGAGUUGGGUCGUUUCUUCGCUAACAGAGGCCAACUCGUCACAAUCAUCACCACCCCUUCCAACGUCGGAAAAUCCUUCCACAGUACUCCUCAUAGCCAUUUGCGAUUUCAGACCUUCGAUUUUCCUUCCCAAGAGGUGGGCUUGCCCCAAGGUGUUGAGAAUUUCGUCGCCGUAUCAGACGGCGCCGGAGCUGCCAAAAUCCACAUGGCCCUUCGUCUUCUCCGGCAACCCAUUGAGGAAUUCAUAGAGAAAAACCCGCCCGACUGCAUCGUCGCCGACUUCUUCUUCCCUUGGACCACGGAUUUGGCUCAAAAGCUUGGCAUUCCCAGGCUUGUUUUCUUCCCCUACUGUGCUUUCGCCGCUUGCAUGAUAAAAUCCACCGGGGAACUCCUCCAAGAUGAUGACUUCAAGAAGACACUAAAAUCCGACUCCGACCCGUUCAUUGUGCCGGGGCUUCCCCACCCGAUUACCAUGACAAUGUCUCAGCUUCCAAAUCCUGCGAAACUACCCAAGGGUGUUGAUGAGUUUGGGAAAGUUAUGAAAGAAGCAGAGUUGAAAAGCCAUGGCAUCGUUGUCAAUAGUUUCGCCGAGAUCGACGUGGAGUACACGCAGCUGUACGAGAAAUUCACAGGGAAGAAGCUCUGGCCGAUCGGACCACCGUCGCUUAUUCACAGGUCCACCGAAGAGAAAACUCAAAGGAGCCAUAAGAGCGUGGUGGGAGAGCAAGAGUGUCUGAGUUUCUUGAACUCGAAGAAACCCAACUCGGUGGUGUACAUCGCGUUCGGAAGCGCGUGGAGCUUCCCGGACAACCAACUCUACGAGAUAGCGCGCGGAAUAGAAUCCUCCGGCCACAACUUCAUCUUGGUGGUGUUCGGAAAGAGAGAGGACGAAACAGAAGAAGAGAGGGAGAAAUGGAUGCCGAGAGGGUUCGAAGAGAAGAUGAAGAGCGAGAACAAGGGUAUGAUCAUAAGAGGGUGGGCCCCACAGCUGUUGAUUCUGGGCCAUCCGGCGGUCGGAGGGUUCAUGACCCAUUGUGGAUGGAACUCCGUUCUAGAGAGCGUGAGCGCCGGCGUUCCGAUGAUAACAUGGCCGUUGUACUUCGACCAUUUCUACAACGAGAAGCUCGUGACUCAGGUCCACGGCUGCGGUGCGGUAGUGGGGUGCGAGGAGUACGGGCUGACGGCGUACGAGCCGAAGGAGAAGUUGGUGACGCAGGACAUGAUUGAGAAAGCCGUGAGGAAGGUGAUGGACGGCGGAGAAGAGGCGGCGAAGAUGAGAAGCCGAAUAAAGGAGCUGUCGGAGAAGGCGAAGAAGGCGGUGGAAGAAGGUGGAUCUUCUCACAACAAUCUCACGGUUUUGAUUGAAGAACUCCAACGCUUCCGGCAAUCUGAAGCUACCAAAGAUACCGGCGGAGUACUCCAGAAUUAG
Messenger RNA from Neltuma alba, 1506 nucleotides. Its product is annotated as UDP-glycosyltransferase 73B4-like. The coding region runs from base 1 to 1506 and encodes 501 amino acids. NCBI's taxonomy places the organism in Eukaryota, Viridiplantae, Streptophyta, Magnoliopsida, Fabales, Fabaceae. Gene Ontology annotation, molecular function: UDP-glucosyltransferase activity. The transcript has a single exon. The record is from RefSeq and is a predicted model, not a curated record.